UGCGCUAGUGUGUCAGGCGAACAAAGGGGCUGAGCGCGGCCCCGCGCCCCCUCCACACAGCGGCCGCCCGGCCUCCUCCGCCAGCCCGGCCCCUGCGCUUCAGCCAUUUGCGUCGCCUGGCAUCGCACCGCCGCCCCCCCCCCCCCCCCCCCCCGCUUCUCCUUCCCGGCUUCCCCCGCCAGCUCCCGCUCCGGUGGCCGAGCAGCGGGGCCGCUGCGCUACCGGCAGCGAGGCGGGGCGGAGGGAGCUUCCCCACAGCAAUGAGGGGCUCGCCGGCCGUCGCCGAAAGGGGGAAUGCCUAUGAGGAGCAGUGAUCGGAAGAAACCUUCAUGAAGGUCAUGUAAAGGAAAACUUGGCUAGCAGGGAAUCUCCUUCCAGAAGAGAUUGCAACCACUACCUUCCACUGAAGUAGUUGCACAAGGUGAUGGCCGCUCCGCCGCGGCCGGCAGCCCUCCGCACGGGCGCAGCGCGGCGCCGGCGCAGCUAGCGCGGCUCCAUGGAGGGCAGCGGCGCGGCCGAGGAGGAGGAGAGCGGGGCUGGGCACGGCGCCCCGCCGCCGCCACCGCCGCCCACCCCGGCCGCCCCCUGCGGCUUCAGCUCCUCCCUCUGCUUCAGCGCCUCCGCAGCCGAGCCGCAGCCGCCCGCUGCUGGCGGCCGGGUGGUGGAGAGCCAGUGGGAGAUCAACAACGCCACCUGCCAGCCAGAGGAGGAGGAAGAGGAGGCGGUGGGGACACGGGACCGGCCGGCGGAGGAGCCCGACCUAGUGAUCGAGGUGUCGGGGCGUCGCAUCCGGGCGCACAAGUCGGUGCUGGCGGCCAAGAGCGACUACUUUCGUGCCCGCGCCUCACGGGACGUCCUGCGGGUGAAAGGGGUGAGCUACGGGGCACUGCGGCUCCUUAUCGACUACGUGUACACAGCCCGCAUGGGCGAGGUGCGGCAUGACAACCUGGCCGAGGUGGUGAGCGGCGCCCGCGUCCUCCAGAUGCCUUGCGCGCUGCACUGUGCUGCCGAGGCCAUGCGCGCCCAGCUCCGCCUCAACAACUGCUACCAGCUCCUCUGCCUGGCCAAGAAGCAGCGGCUGGCAGAGCUGCGAGAGGCCGCCUACCGCUUCAUGAGUGACCACUACCUGGAGGUGCUGCGGGAGCCCAGCGUCUAUGGCCGCCUCAGUGGCACUGAGCGGGACCUCAUUCUGCAGCGACGCGUGGAGGCCGGCCGACCUUGCUUGCUGGUGGCCGAGGUUAGUGAUGCCUUCGAGCGGCUGGGUGGUGGCAGCCGGCCACAGAGCCGCGAGAGCAGCCGGCCGCAGAGCCCCUCCUCUGUGGUGUCACUGGAGGAGAGUGGCUCCCUUAUCCACUGCUACCACGAGGCCAGCGGUGAGUGGAGAGUGCUCACACGCCUGCCUGAGGAGGCCAAUGCCAAGGGCUGUGCCAUGUGCGUCCUCCACAACUACCUCUUCCUAGCAGGGGGCAUAGUGGCAGGGCCAGCAGGCAGUGAGCCCCGGGCCCGUCUUUCUGACAAGGUCUUUUGCUACAACCCCCUCACCGACACCUGGAGCCAGGUGCGGCCCCUGGCUCAGCCCCGCUCACAGCUCAAGCUGCUGGCCCUGGAUGGUUACCUCUAUGCUGUGGGGGGCGAGUGCCUCUUCACCGUGGAGAGGUAUGACCCACGGGCUGACCGCUGGAGCCCUGUGGCACCCCUGCCCAAGGGUGCUUUUGCUGUGGCUCAUGAGGCCACCACCUGCAAUGGAGAGAUCUAUGUGUCAGGAGGCUCUCUCUUCUACCGCCUGCUCAAGUAUGACCCCAAGCGUGACGAGUGGCAGGAGUGCCCUUACAACAGCAGCCGACGGCGCUCUGCUGACAUGGUGGCCUUCAAGAGCUUCAUCUACCGCUUUGAUGUGAGCAGUGGCCGUGGCGGGGAGCAGGGCCCAGGUGGUGGGACUGCAGGCGGUGUCGAAGUUUUCCGGUACAACACUGUGGCCAAGCGCUGGAGCCAGUGUGCCAGCCUGCGGCCCAGCGGUGGCCCCAUCCAGCCCUUCCGCUGUGCCCCCUUGGGCAACACCAUCUACUGUGUCAACCGGACCGGCACCCUUCGCUUCAGCCUAGCCCAGGACGGUGAGGUGGAAGCGGAUGGUGGGCUCAAGGGCACCUUUGAUGGGGAGCUUCUUAAAGCUCCCUUGGAUGCCAAGGGUGUCCUUCUACCCUUUGUGCUCACCUUGCCUGAGAGGCUGGACAAAGCAGGGGACCAGGAGGGCUCCCUCCCCCUGUGAAGUGGCCAGCCUGGCUCUGGCUUCCCAAGUGGCAAGCUGGGUUGCAGCUGUGGGGGACCCACAAACUUCCAUCUGCAGAGGGAACCCUCUUUGACAGGUCUGCAGAGAGAAGGGACUCCCUCUUUCCUCCUCUCUGCUCCCAAGAUGUUGAGCCGGAGUUGCUUGGUUGUAACUCUUCCUGUGUUUGCUGUGCUCUGUGUGAAAAGCCAAGCACAUGAAAGGAAAAGCUGCUAUAAAGGAUAAUCUCUGGAUAAUGUUUGUGCCAAUUCCCAAUCUGGGGAAAACUUUUUUACACCUGGAUUUCUAAAAAAAUUCCUGACAACAGUGUCAUAAUGGGACAAUUGGUGUUGGUCGCGUGUUUACAUGUAGCUGCAAUCUGGGCUGGAGCCUUUUCUGCCAUUUGUUUUCUUUCUCUCUGGGGUGAUACUGAGGGAUAAACACUGCUGGCAAUGUAGCUUGGGUGCAUUUGUUUUUAUGUUAAACUAACUAUUUCCUGUGUUAGAAAAGUAUAGGAAGAACUUCUCCAUCACAGCCUUUCAUUUCUGGUGCAAUAGAUAGUUUAAGGAAGAUGUGGCACUGUGUGGUCCCAGGAAUUUCAACCACAAAUGAUUUAACAGAUAGCAGACUUAAAGUUUUGAGUAACACAAAUGUGUGCCACAUGUCUGUAUUUGGAAUACAAAAAAAAAAAAAAAAAAAAAAAAGAAAAAGACACGUAACCUUUUUAAAAUGUGGCGUAUUAUAGCAGAUAUGAAAUGUUGAUAUGUUCUUUAUUUGAAAAAGGCAAUGAUUUCUGUAUAAAAAGACAUCGUUUUAUUACCUUUUUUAACAGAUAUUCUAAAUUAUAACAAAAAUGAACUGAAGCUGUUCAGACUGCAACCGAUUGACAUGACCAUGUAUGCCACUAGAGUUGGGAAAGUAUUUUGUACUUCAGCUGCUCUUUAACUGCAAGUCAAGGAAGAUCAACAUAAACCAAAUGUAAAUUCUCUGAAACUGACUGCAAACAGCUUAAAUGUUUCACUGUAUGUUCAGUAACCUCUGACAAGAGACUUUUCCAACUUAGUGCAAGACCAUCAGAGGAGGCCAUAGAAAAUAGGAAUGUGCUACACAUGUUGAUUAUACUGUGCACUAGCAUGAUGUUAUUUCCCUAUCCUUUGGUUGAGAGACUGCUUUAUUUAUUUCAAUCUAAUGAUUGCUGUAAUCAAUAAGUCCUUGCUAAUUGCAGUACAUGCUGGUGACAUAUGUUGUCAUUGGGAUUCUGAACUGCCCAAAAGGUCUGUUUGUGUAGCAGCAUCCUAAUGAGAGACAACCAUACAAAGCUUCUUCCUGCCCGUGGAAAGCUGGAGCAUACUUUUUGUCAUGUUACUCUGAACUGGAAAAGUGUAAUCCAUCUACGCAGACAGACUGUGUUGAAAAGGGCACAUGCAUUUAUUUUAUACAUUUUAUAUACAUAAAAAAAAUCAAUAGGCAAGGCAAAUGUUUUAGCUUUAUGGUAAAUCACGGAGAAACCCUUUCUGAAAAAGAUAGCCAGUGUUUUUGCUAUUGGUAAUUCAGCCUGGAACUGUGUGGACUGUGGAAGGGAAUAGUUUAUACUCAAAGCUCUAGUAUAGAUUCAUAUUUUAGAAAGAUCUUACAUCAAAGAAAGCAGAUCUUUUUAUGUUUUAUUAAGAUGUUUCUGUUAAACAGGACAUUAGCAUUCUUAUACAUUAUUGCUAGUUCCAAAGGAAGGCAGCAGGCUCUGUCCUAAGAGACACCAUCUACACAAAAUAGAAUAGUGAGUUUAUAGAUAUUUUUUUCCUUCACUUUCAUGUUGGGUUUGUUGUUUUUUUUUUUUUGGGGGGGGGGGUGUCUCCUUUUCUCCAUCUGUCUUGCACAGGGUUUUAAUGCAGCUGAUCUGGUUAGCCAUCCUGUAGAAAACAGCGGUCCAGCCCUGCAAGUUCUUAGCCAAGUGAACCAAUUCCCUAGUGAGCUAAUUAAAGCAUCAGCCAGGUAGCAGCUGUAGGCCUGCAGAGUGUGAUGCUUAUCUUAGCGUCAGUACAGGUUGGUGUGGUGGAAUUUAAUACCACAGAUGGCAUAUUUGUUAAUGAUUCACAAAGAAAUUUAUUUUUUUCACUGAAUGAUGGACUUAAUUCUCAGACAAGAAUCCUUGGAAAUGUUGACUCUACGUUAAAGUACAGCAUUGUAGCUUAAGCAGGAAAGAAAAAUUAUGUGUUACCUUCAGCAUUAUUUUUACUAACCGUAGAAAGUAUUUCAAGCUGUGUAGUGAAACACUUAGGUGUAUACUUAAACUAAAGACAUAAGCACUAAGCCAGAUUUUGAACUAGUAGAGUCACCAGGAACAGACAAGGAAAUGUCUGUUUUAUCUUACAAUAAAAUACUUUUUCAUAGUUCAAAGUAUUAAGUAGUAUAGUUUUUAUACCAUGGCAUAGUGAGGAAUCAAGCCAGCUUUUGCAUUCCUAUUAAUUAAGCAUUAAUUAAGAAUUUUCAUUCCUGCUAAUGCAUGAAAAUGCUUCUAAAUGAGUUUUGGGAAGUCUCCAUGGUUUAAGCUACGAAAAAAGGCCACAGACUUUCAGGAAAGAAUGAAACAUAUCCUUUCUUUCAAAAUUUGUUGCUGUACACCACAAAGAAAUACAUUUGGAAAUAAUCUUUACAGUAAUAAGUGUUCUAUGAACCUGCAGUGGUUUGUAUUUUGCUAGCUCCUAUUGUAAGAGAAGGUUGAAUCAAAUGCUUACCUGCUUUCACUGUUUACACAGUGUAAAUGAGGGCAAAAUCUGGUCUUCAUUAGUAGCUGUCUGUCAAACCUGUUUCUUUUGUACCUCUUUGCCUAAUCACAGCCUGAUGAUUGACAAGAGAGUCAUGUUUCUAGCCAGAUUUCCUACUCUGUGGCCUGUUUCCUCCCUGGUACGCCUGAGGCAGGUUUGCUGAGAGCUGCUUUUUUCCCCCAGUUAUAUCUUCAAUGUAUCCAAAAAAACCCCUAUUAAAUGUGGGUAUUAAACCCAGAAUUUAGGUACGCUUCAGGCAUCUGAACACCAAAAUUGUCAUCCCAGAACUCUCCAGUUGAACUUAACUGUCCCUUUGACAUGUGGAGGUGCUGAGCAGUUCCCCCCACCCAUUCACCUCUGAGCAGUUACAAACCUAUGUAGCUACUGCCUCAACUCCUUUGAAACCAGAUGAUGCAAUACACAGAAGCCACUGGUGUAAAUAUGGUUUUGUGGUACAAACUAAAGGGGCAGGCCACUCUCAAAUUGUGUUUGCAUAUGUUUUGCUUUUAAAACAGCUAUUUUAUCUAUUAGCCUGAAGGCUGCUGUAUUUGCAUGGGAAUGUGGAGAUACUGUUCGUUUUCUUAGCCUUCAAGGAUUCAGUCUGCAUCUCUGGCUGCCUGACUGGCAAUGGAUUGAAGGACCUCUUGGAGCUAAUCCCGGAUGUCUAAAUAUUUAUGUGUUUUGUAUUAUACAUUAUUUGGCUAAAAAUCUCAGAAAUUAUCCAGGUAGGUGAAUUCAAACCCUCAUCCUCACUAAGUGAUCUGAGACUAGCUGGAGAGACAUAGUUCUCUCUGCUGUCUUACUUCUCCAUGAAUCUCACAGUCCCCUUCUCCCACUUUUAAUAGGAUGUGCAGGAGAUAUUUUUUCUGCUUCUUCCUCUCUAAGAGUAAUCCUGUUUUCAAGGUCAUCUGCUAGAGGAUGUUGGCUUGAAUUCCCUUAAGCUGAGUAAGGACUGAACUCAGGCCUCCCACUUCAUGUGUGUGUGUUCUGAAAUCUAGAUGACUGUUUAGAAGAAGAGUAUCAGGACCACGUCCUGCAGCUCUUUUUCAGGAAUGAACCUCAUGCAAAUCCUUCCAAAAGCACACGCGGGCUCCUGCACACUGCGUUCUGGUAGAUUCCAGGUUCCAGCUCCUGGAUGGGUAAUUCAGGACACGUUUAGUGCAUGUUGGUGCAAUUGAACAAGUUUUCUUCUGUGGAAAGCUUUUCCAGACAGGCUUUGUGUUUUGGAUUGCCAGUGUGAGAUGAGGGACUCCGUGCACUGUACUGGGAGGCCAAGCACAUAAUUCAGAUUCUUCUCAGGGGUGACGCCUUGGUAGAGAGGCAUUGCAGUGCCUAAUAUGCAAAUGCCUAAAGCCUUCAUUGCAUCUAAAACUAAAUCCCUGCUUCAGUAAAGAAACAAGCCUUCUUAGUAAAUGCUAAUAAUAGAUGGAACCUUACUAUUUCAAUCUAUUAACUGGUUCCAUAAAAGAAAUCUUAAUUGCAGCAAAGACAUGUGUACAAAUUGUAUUUACACUUGGAAACUAAGUCAAAGAAAUAAUUGGCAAAAGAAUAACCCUACUUGAUCAAAACAGGCACCAUUAAGCAACAUGGGAAGGAUGCUAAUCAUAGUCUGUUAAUGAAUAAAAUUGUGCAGUAGCAGAUGUAAAUUCUGUCCACAAAAAAAAUUCUUUGUAAAUAAGUACCUGGUAAAAUUUGAAGUGGUAAAAGAAUAAAUUAUUCACAUGAAA
Falco peregrinus (peregrine falcon) is the source of this 6752-nucleotide messenger RNA. RefSeq names its product kelch repeat and BTB domain containing 11 (gene KBTBD11). The record is from RefSeq and is a predicted model, not a curated record. NCBI's taxonomy places the organism in Eukaryota, Metazoa, Chordata, Aves, Falconiformes, Falconidae. The transcript has 3 exons. Gene Ontology annotation, molecular function: protein binding. The coding region runs from base 497 to 2266 and encodes 589 amino acids.